Molecule: messenger RNA, 2065 nt
Organism: Rhea pennata
Lineage: Eukaryota; Metazoa; Chordata; Aves; Rheiformes; Rheidae
Gene: ADIPOR1
Product: adiponectin receptor 1
Exons: 8
Coding region: 164-1291 (375 amino acids)
Biological process (GO): adiponectin-activated signaling pathway
Cellular component (GO): plasma membrane
Molecular function (GO): signaling receptor activity
Source: RefSeq, a predicted model, not a curated record
CGGAAGUGGUUCGUUCCCUCAGCGUCGCUUCCGGUGCCGCCGCCGCCGCCGCCCCUGCGCGGGAUGUAGCGGCCGCGCGGCGGCACACGGACGCGGAGGGGACCUGCACCGGCAGCCGCGGCGUCGCCCCAGCCCUCGACCACCAGGACCACCUGCCACCCCGAUGGCGUCCCGCAAAGCUGCCGCCGCCGGGCAGGGCAACGGGCUGGCUGCCGCCAGCCGGGAGCGAGCCCACCUGGAGCUGGCCGAGCUGGGGCCGCUGCUGGAGGAGAAGGGGGACCAGGGAGCCGCCGGCUCGGCCGGUGCUGAAGACCCGCCAUGCCCAGCGACCCGUGAGGAAGAGGAGGAGGUGGUCCGUGUGCUGACUCUGCCCCUGCAGGCUCACCACGCAAUGGAGAAGAUGGAAGAGUUUGUGUAUAAGGUGUGGGAAGGGCGCUGGCGUGUGAUCCCCUACGACGUGCUGCCUGACUGGCUGAAGGAUAACGAUUACCUCCUGCACGGACACAGACCUCCGAUGCCGUCCUUCCGAGCCUGCUUCAAGAGCAUCUUCCGAAUACACACCGAGACGGGAAACAUCUGGACGCACUUGCUAGGUUUUGUGUUGUUCCUCUGCCUGGGGAUCCUGACCAUGCUGCGGCCCAACAUGUAUUUCAUGGCUCCUCUCCAGGAGAAGGUGGUGUUUGGGAUGUUCUUCCUCGGAGCAGUGCUGUGCCUCAGCUUCUCCUGGCUUUUCCACACUGUCUACUGUCACUCAGAAAAGGUCUCGCGGACUUUUUCAAAGCUGGAUUAUUCAGGAAUUGCACUGCUGAUCAUGGGGAGCUUCGUCCCGUGGCUCUAUUAUUCGUUCUACUGCUCCCCGCAGCCAAGACUCAUCUACCUCUCCAUCGUCUGUGUCCUGGGCAUCUCAGCAAUCAUCGUUGCUCAGUGGGACCGGUUUGCGACCCCCAAGCACAGGCAGACAAGAGCAGGCGUCUUUCUGGGCCUGGGGCUGAGUGGCGUCGUGCCCACGAUGCACUUCACCAUUGCCGAAGGGUUUGUGAAAGCCACCACCGUUGGCCAGAUGGGCUGGUUCUUCCUCAUGGCCGUGAUGUACAUCACGGGAGCGGGGCUGUACGCUGCCCGCAUACCCGAGCGCUUCUUCCCGGGCAAGUUUGACAUCUGGUUCCAGUCGCAUCAGAUCUUCCACGUCCUCGUGGUGGCUGCGGCCUUUGUCCACUUCUAUGGUGUCUCAAACUUGCAGGAGUUUCGUUAUGGACUCGAAGGGGGGUGCACAGAUGACUCUCUCCUCUGAGAAUGGCUGGUGAUUUUAGUACAAGCUUCCUAAGUGCUUUUUAAACUCUCUUUGCUUAAGAAAAAAAAAAAGAAAAAAAAAAAAAAAGAAAAUCAAAGGAAGACUCAAAAUUGCUUGAGUUUUUUUCUUUUUUUAAAAAAAAAAGAAAAGAGAGAGGAAAAAGAAUCAGAAAAAUUCUUAGUGAAGUUCCUGUCGACCAAAUCCUCACCCCCUUUCCCAUGCACUUUGUUGGGGCUGAGGGGAGGCAACAGAGGCCCCGGCAGCCAGCCCUGCCGCGUGCUCUAAGGCCUCGCCUCCUCCAGACAGUGUUUGAGCUGCACCGGGCUUGUCCGACCUUUCCAGGCAUGCUGAUUUCUGAAAGCAAAGGGCACGGAUACUCCGCUGCCGGCACAGCCGAGCACCCCGUUCCGUAGCUCACCGCCAGGGCGAGCGGCGUCACGCACUACCAGGCCGAGGGCCAGAGAUUUUGCAUAUCCCUUUGCAGCAGAGCUGCCUCACUGGGGGCAGCCCCCCGUGCUGCUGCCCAGGGGCACGGACACAGAUUCAUGUAACUUAAGUUUUAAUUGUCUUUUUUUUUUCUUUCCUUGACAAAGUAAUGUAAACAUAAAUGAGAGAGUAUUUAAUAUUUAAUACUAAGCUUUAAAAAAGACUUGCUGCCACCGCAGUGUACUUGGCUCCCCUGCUGUCUGUGGUAGUAAAGGAAGGACAGUGUUUUAGGAGAAUGUAGAGCUGCUGUAGCUGAUUGAAAUAAAAAGGUCAAUAGUUACUGUCGUG